AUGGACCCAAUUUCGAUCCAAAUCAUCCUUCACUCCUCAGAUGCACUUGACAUGAGUUUGGUGAAUGCUGUUUUCGAUGGAAGAGGCUAUCAGGGCUGGAAAAGAUCUCUCUUAAUAGCUUUCUCAGCAAAAAGCAAGUUGGGCUUUAUAAAUGGGAAUUGCCCAGCUCCAGCUCCAGCUCCAGCUCCAGCUCCUACUUCCAAAGACUUUCAACCAUGGAGUAGAUGUAAUGAUAUGGUUACAUUCUGGCUGCUGAAUUCUCUCUCCAAAGAUAUUGGAGAUGGUGUAAUCUACUCCAAAUCUGCAAGGAAUUUAUGGACCAGUUUGGAACAUAGAUUUGGACAGUCCAAUGGUGCAAAGUUAUACCAUCUACAGAAAGAAUUAGCUGGAUUAACUCAAGGAACAUUAUAUGGUCAGGCUAGAGGAAACAUAAUCAUGAUGAACCCUCUACCCAGUAUUGACCAUGCUUACUCACUGAUUAUACAAGAUGAAAAUCAAAGAGAGGUGUAUGCUAACCCCCUUGUCUCUACUGAUACUUCAUCUUUCAUGGCAAUGAACCAAGAAAAUCUUCAAGGACAGGGUACUUUUGCAGGGCAUGCAAACUUCCCACAAAGAAAUGGGAAACAAAAAUUAUCAGGGCAGUUUCAAAGAACUGCAAAUAGUUUUCAGAAGACUAGAAAUUCAGCACAAAAACCAUCAUUCCUUAAGGCAAAGAAGACAAAGUUUAAUCCAAAUAUUUCAUGUUCCUACUGCAAGAAAAUAGGACAUAGUAUGGGAGACUGUUACAAAUUAAUUGGCUUUCCAGAGGAUUUUGAGUUUGCAAAUCCAAAAAUAGGUCAGGGAACCAUAAAAAGAAAUGGUGCUAUUUCAGGAGAAUAG
This is a messenger RNA of Nicotiana tabacum (common tobacco), 879 nucleotides long. The record is from RefSeq and is a predicted model, not a curated record. Lineage: Eukaryota; Viridiplantae; Streptophyta; Magnoliopsida; Solanales; Solanaceae.